AUGGACAGACACCGUGCAGCAGUGGAAGAGAUUUCCGCAUCCGUCCGGGAAUUCCAUGGCCGCAAGGAACCCUACAGGAUAUCUCAUGGCAACACGAACAGCACCCGGCCAAAGGGAAACAUGGGUGCCAUAGACAUUUCGGGAUUGGUGCACGUUCUCGCGAUGGAUAAAGUGAGAAGAACAGUCUUGGUGGAACCCAACGUAGCCAUGGACGCUUUGGUAGAGGCAACUUUGCCCCAUGGGCUGGUUCCACCUGUCGUGAUGGAGUUCCCCGGCAUCACAGCCGGCGGUGGCUUCGCCGGCACGGGCGGUGAAAGCUCAAGCUUCCGACACGGGUUCUUUGAUGAAACCGUGGGAAGAAUCGAGAUGGUUCUGGCGAACGGAGAAAUAGUUACAGCCAGUCAUGAUGAGCGUCCAGAUCUAUUUCGGGCAGCUCCCGGAGCCGUCGGCACACUCGGAAUCGUAACACUCCUGGAAAUCAACCUCAUUCCGGCGAAGAAGUUCGUACACACGCGCUAUCACCGCAUCAAUAGUGUUUCCGAGGCAAUUAAGCUCGUCAGAGAGGAAACAGCUAAAUCCGAGAAUGAUUACGUGGACGCAAUACUCUACUCCAAGGAGUACGGGGUGGUCAUCACUGGGACGCUCACGGAUGAGAAGCCGCAGGACGUGAAGCCGCAGACAUUCAGCGGCGCCUGGGAUCCUUGGUUCUACCUCCAUGUUGAAGAUAGAACAUCAAACCCAGGCCAAAAAAGUUCUCAUGAGCCAGGGGAGGACUACAUCCCUCUAGCCGAGUAUUUAUUUCGGUACGACCGUGGAGCGUUCUGGGUGGGCCGGUUCAAUUGCAUGUACUGGCUGCUGCCGUUCAACAGGUUCAGCCGCUGGGUUCUUGACGACCUUCUGCAUACACGGAUGAUGUAUAGGGGUUUUGAUACCGAGAUACAUAACACUUUUACCAUCCAAGACAUCGCCAUGCCUUUCGAGACCGCUGAAACCCUCGUCGACUACCUCGACGAGAGUCACCCAAUUUGGCCAUUAUGGCUCUGCCCCAUGAAGCGGCGCCCUCCGCCAACCUUCCACCCUUUCACCACACGACCGGGAAACGACGGGGAAGAUGACAUGAUGCUCAACAUCGGCGUCUGGGGCCAUGAGGGCACUUUUGACCCGGCUGCCUUCAUCGCCAAGAACCGAGCGAUCGAAGAUAAGGUGCGCUCGCUGGGCGGCACAAAGUGGCUGUACGCGCAUGUCUACCAGCCCGAGGAUGACUUUUGGGCUGUUUACGGCGGGCGCCGCUGGUACGACGAUCUGCGGGCCAAAUACCACGCUUCAGCGCUGCCAAGUGUAUAUGACAAGGUGCAUGUGCGGUGGGACGACGUGCGGGCGGGGAUUGCGUCGCGGGGGUGGACGGUGAACCGCUUUGCGUGGCUCAAAGCGUACUGGCCAAUUGGAGGAAUAUGGAGCGCAGCAAUUUCAUAUGCGAGUGGGGACCGCGCACUGCAUAGGAAUGCGUCGUGGAAGUGGAAGGGGGAAACAUGA
Messenger RNA from Diaporthe batatas, 1533 nucleotides. RefSeq lists its product as uncharacterized. The record is from RefSeq and is a predicted model, not a curated record. NCBI's taxonomy places the organism in Eukaryota, Fungi, Ascomycota, Sordariomycetes, Diaporthales, Diaporthaceae. Bases 1 to 1533 code for a protein of 510 amino acids. Gene Ontology annotation, cellular component: cytoplasm; membrane. Gene Ontology annotation, biological process: steroid metabolic process. The transcript has a single exon. Gene Ontology annotation, molecular function: Delta24(24-1) sterol reductase activity; FAD binding.